Molecule: messenger RNA, 1374 nt
Organism: Pyrenophora tritici-repentis Pt-1C-BFP
Lineage: Eukaryota; Fungi; Ascomycota; Dothideomycetes; Pleosporales; Pleosporaceae
Source: RefSeq, a predicted model, not a curated record
AUGACCGCUGUCAAUACCGAUGAGUUCGAUAUCGACCGAAUACUUCCUCUUUUACAAGCAACCCUUCGCGAAGAAUCUGACGACGUAAUUUGGAACGCAGUCUACGACGCCGUCACCGAAUCGACGCCUCCACCUCGGCUUACCUCGUCCUUCCAACAAACACCCCUGUCCAUCAACACAGGCAGCUUCGCGAACUCGACCGAACACCGCAAACACGUAGACGAUCUGGACAUUGGCUUUGUGGACGAUCCGAACGCCGGCGUGAACUCGAAGUGUCGAUGGUCACAGAUCCUCAUACCCGGAGAGCUUAAGAGCAACCCGUUAGCCGAUAAAGCGUCUAAGGCGUGGCUCGACCUUGGCCGAUACGCGAGGGAGGUGCUCGCCGCCCAAGACAGCCGCCGCUUUGUUCUUGGCUUUACUCUUUGUGGAUCCCUUAUGCGGCUAUGGAUAUUCGGUCGACUCGGGGGCAUCGCCUCUGAGCAAUUUAAUAUUAAUGAGGAUGGGCUGCAGUUCGUGUCUGCAGUGCUUGGGUUUCUCUGGAUGAACGAGGAACAGCUAGGGUUUGACCCGACGAUUAUUACAGUUGGAGACAAGCGGUACAUUGAGAUUAAGCGUGAAAAUAGGAAAGAGCGCCUCGUCAUUGACAGCUUGAUAAAGCGGGUGCCUUGCGUCGCUGGUCGAGCAACAACUUGCUGGAAAGCUUAUAAAGAAGAAAAUCUCGACACGCCGCUCGUUAUUAAGGAUUCAUGGCAGUAUCCGGAGCGCGAAGAGGAGGGCGAGCUGCUGCGCGAGGCGACCGAGAAGCAGGUGAGGAACGUUGCGAGGUACUUCCAUCAUGAGACGGUCCGCGUAGGCGGUCAAGAUGAUGACAUCCGCUCAAACGUACGGAAAGGCCUGGACAUAACGAAGGCAACGAACUAUAAGCCAGAGAAGCCGAUGUCGCCACCAAGCACGACCGGACGCCGGGCCUCGCGGAGAGACGGAAGCAGUAGCGUCCACGGACAGAAGCGAUCAUCGAGCUGUACAGGAAUACCACUGCCACCUAGCAAGCGCACUUGCUCGAGCUCUCCAAUAAAAAGUCCUGUUGCGAAUCGGGUACAUCGCCGUGUCAUCGUCCGGGACUAUGGGAAGGCUAUCUACAAAGCAAGCUCUCAAACCAGUCUGCUUGCUGCAUUGGAACAAUGCAUCGAAGGGUAUGAGUCGUUACAUACACAAGCGGGCAUGCUUCAACGCGACAUAUCGCUGAACAAUCUCAUGGUGAACGAAGAUGACAGAAAUCCCUCCUGGCGCGCGUUCUUGAUCGAUCUCGACCUUGCCAUCAAAGAACAGCGCGAGAAGUCUUCGGGAGCUCGGGGAUCACAGGCUUCACAAUAG